Clunio marinus is the source of this 1368-nucleotide messenger RNA. Lineage: Eukaryota; Metazoa; Arthropoda; Insecta; Diptera; Chironomidae. The record is from the annotation of a GenBank genome assembly.
AAAUUUUCUUUAAAAAAUCUUUGGAAAGCAUCACAACAAUUUAACGAAUUUCUCUUUUGCAAAUUGCGUAUGAUGGGCGUGGCUUGUUAUGAAUAUCAACGUAAUCCGGGAGAGAAAUCAUCGAAAUCCAUUCGGGAGAAGAGAGAAAACCGCGAUAAAUGUGUACAUGUAGUACAAAUGUAAAUAAUUAUUAUCAAAAACCCAAGCAAUUGAAGAAAUAAGAAAAAAAUUGCCAGUAUAAUCAAGUCAGUAUACUCAAGUCAUCGUGACAUACUCAAAGAUACGGAAUAUUAAAGUAUCAAGGAAGUAAAGAUGAAGUCGCUCGCUAAAACCCUCGGAAAUCCACAUAAGUACAUUUAUAGACAUUUAUAUUCAUCAUCAGUUGAUAACAAAGGUGGAAAAAUGACGAACCUUGAACUGAGCGAUAUUCCAACUGAAGAAGAAAUUGAGCUUGAAGUCGAAGAAGUUCGAAUUAGACUUCCAUGGAACAACGGAACAUUAGCUGGUAAAUGGUGGGGAUCAAAGAAUCAACGUCCUAUCGUGUGCAUGCAUGGUUGGCAAGAUAAUGCUGGGACAUUUGAUCGAUUAAUUCCACUUCUGCCUAAAACCGAAAGUUAUCUUGCGAUUGAUUUACCUGGUCAUGGUUUAAGUUCACGAGUUCCAGAUGGCAUGGCUUAUCAUGGAAUCGACAAUCUCUACCUUUUGAACAAUUUAUGUAAGGAAUACAACUGGGAUAAGAUUUCUCUUAUGGGUCACUCAAUGGGAAGCGUUUUGAGUUUCAUGUUUGCUUCUGUGUUUCCCAACAAAGUCGAUAUGUUGAUUCAAAUUGAUGCACUGAAACCUCACGUUCCUGAUCCAGAAAAAGUCGCAUUGGGACUUCAAGAUCGUGUUGAGAAUUUCAUGAUUGCUGAUCUUCGGAAUCAGGAUAAGAGUGAACCGCCUUCGUACACUUACGAAGAUAUGAUUGAACGACUCUUCACUGGAACUCGUGGAAGUGUCACCAAAGAAAGUGCGCAAUACUUACUAAAGAGAAACAUCAAAAGGAGUGAAAAGUAUCCUGGAAAAUUCUACUUCACUAGAGAUUCACGUCUCAAGAACAGCUUCUCGCCAAACUUUUCUCAGCCCGUUUCAAAAGAACUUUCAAAACGACUUAAAAUGCCGCAUUUGUUCAUCAAGGCACUUCACGCUCCAUUCUGGGAGAAACGUGAAUAUUACGAUGAAGUUAUUGACAUUCUUCAAGAGAAUGAAAACUUUGAAUGUCACACUGUUGAUGCCACUCAUCACUUGCAUUUGACACAUCCAGAAACAGUCGCGCCUUUGAUAUCAAAUUUCAUUGAAAAGCAUCGAAAUGUUAACAGCAAAUUAUGA